This is a messenger RNA of Gopherus flavomarginatus (Mexican gopher tortoise), 1675 nucleotides long. It is a transcript of the gene FAM229A, whose product is annotated as family with sequence similarity 229 member A. Bases 1317 to 1538 code for a protein of 73 amino acids. The record is from RefSeq and is a predicted model, not a curated record. The transcript has 3 exons. NCBI's taxonomy places the organism in Eukaryota, Metazoa, Chordata, Testudines, Testudinidae.
CCUCUUUCACUUUUGAGUACGUCCCCUCUCCAAUGGUCUUGCCCAGCUGGUAGCCAUUGGAGAAUAAAAACUCCUCCAUCUCCUCUCUGAAUUUUGGACUGGUCAUUCUCUCAGGUCAUCCUGUAGACGCUGGGAGAUGACAUCUCUGUGCUCUGCUUCUCUCCCUAACCAGGGCCUGCAAGAGUUGCAGCCCUGGGCACUAGAUCAUUUUCCUGCCUAGACAAAGUCCCGUGAUGACAGGGGCAGCUGGGGCAGGACAUUUUAAAACUUUCAGCCCCUAUUAUGAUGUAACCUUGUGUUGCAUGGGUCAAAGGCGUUGGAUUUGCACCAAUCGGGGGCUGAACACCCCAAAUGGGCAGUUACUUAACCUGCACACAACCUUGUACCGAGUCACUCCAGGCGCAGCGAUGGGAUAAAUCUCCAGAGACCUAUUGGCGGGGAUCGUGGGUAAGGGACUUCUAUAGCAUAGCAUUACACAGGCUUUGGCAUAACGAAAGGACCCCAAAUAGUCCCCAGCCUGCUGCUGUAUUCACUAAUGUGCAGCUCUGACCAAGUUUUCAAGGCUGGAUCCAAGUGAAUUUGAGGGUGGGGGAGGGAGGGAUCAGACCUCAGAUGAAUACAAGGGAUGGGAUGUCUGUUGUUUGCAUUACAUAGCGCUUAACAAAACUACCUAGCUCUCAUCUAGCACUCUUCAUAGAUCUCAAAGUGCCUUACAAAGGUCAGUAUAAUGAACCUCAUUUUACAGAUGGGGAAACUGAGGCAGAAAAGGGCAGUGACUUGUCCAAGGUCACCCAGAAACUUAGUGGCAGAGCCAAGAGUUUAACUCAGGCCUUCUGAAACCCAGUCCAGUGAUCCAGCCAAUAGGCAACACUGCUUCCUUUCUCUAGGGACCCUUUGUCCUGGGCAUUGCACAGACAUGGAACAAGUGACAGUCCCCGUCUCAAAGAGCUCACAAGCUGAGUUUGAUCAGAUGGAUCUGGUUGGUCAAACAAAUUGGCCAGACGGCUUUAUUUGUUUAGUUUCAGUUUCCAGGACAGGGUAAGAGCCCAGGGUGAGGGGCUACCCCAAAUCCAGCUCUGAACCCCACAUUAUAUCCCCACAGGGAUCAGCUUCCAGGAGGGAGCAAAGAUCAACCCCAGAUACGUUUCUAAUCUGGGCACGGUCAGGGAAGAGCCCUCCUCAUCAUGAGACCCAGAGCCUUUUGGGGGAAAACCUGGGGCUGGCAGAGGCAGUUCCUCCGUUCACCUUCACAGCACAGUGGGGCUUUGUCCCAAGACUAGCCCUAGAUGUGAACUAGACAGGUCUGGGGCUAGGACAUGAGCUCCCAGGAGACCCCACAAGCUCGGAGAUUCCCCAUAGAGGCCGGAGAUUCUCCCAGCCUGGCAGCUGCUCCAGAGACCCAGGAGCCAGUUGCCACUGAGCACACUGCAGCAAGGCAGCUGAGAAGAUGCCCUGGGUGCCACUGCCUGACCCUGCCGAACGUUCCUAUUGACGUUUACAUUGCCAUGGGCGGGAACGAGAGGCCACGGACCACCUAACGGUUCCCCAAGUUGGGCUCAAGUGCUGAGACCACCGAGCUGGUCACCCGAAACUCUCUGACAGCUGGAGAACUGCAAAGGACGCCGCCACACAAAACAGUGACGCACAUUUUAAUAAAAGGACAUCUUAGAAUGUU